ACGAGCAGCCGGCGAGCGAACCGUGUCUGUGAAAAAGUUACCCCCGGUCGCGAUCGGAUCAGCUGAAAUUGAUGCGGUUCGCGCGGUAAAUCCGGCCCGGCGAUCGCGCACGGUUCCAUCUGCUCGAUCUUCCCGCGUCUCGUGUCGUCUCGCCUAUUCACCGCGUUACGUCGUUUUUGUACGCGCUCGCGGAGAAAACCGUACCCUCGAACUGGAAAUAUUGCCAGCGGCGAACAAGCGAACGAACGGAAAGUUCGGGUGAAAACGAUCCGACGCGGGUGAAUCGACGAUCGUCGCCUGGAAAGUUGUGACAGGGUGCCCCGGGAGCAGUGAUUUAUCGACGAACAGGCCCGCUCGUGGACGAAGUGCUUCGAUUUCGGCGACGACAUGUGACGAGAGGUGUCGAUCGUGUGUCAACGAUAAAGCGUCCCGAUCUCCAGUCGAUAGUUUCUCGACUGACGAUCCUACUACCGCGGAUUCCGUACACGCCCGGAAACUCGGUGAACGCGGCGAGUGGUAACGAUAAACAACGCGACACGCAUCGGAUUCUGUGACCGGGGUGCGCGUAUUACCCGAGUGGCGUCGUUCACGCGGUUAUCGAAGCCACAGUGGCGAGGUGAUAGUGGAUUUCCAGUUCGCGGAGGACAUCCAAAUGCGUGUGUCGUCAUCGCGUCAUCGCGCCGUGGGCUUAACGAGGAGCUGUUAACGCCGGCGUCGUUAGGGAACCCGCGACGCAAGUGGACGCUCCUCGUCGCUCCGAAUCCUCGAAACUGCCGCAGCGAUUGUUAGACGUCCCGUUUGCGCGACAAGAACAGUGCUUUACGGUUCGGACAACCACUCGAUCGUGGAUAGAGACGGGAGCGUAAAGUGAACAAACAGGGAGCAAACAAUACAAGGAGGAAUAUUGCGUAGUUUGCGAAGGAAAACAGAUGUUCUCUGGGAACAGCGUGUAUUCGACUUGACUCUGGGGUUGUUGGUACCUUUUCGUGUCAGGAAUACAUUUUGUUACAUGAUUCCUUUGAACUUGGAUAGAGAAUACUACAACUAACCAAUAGGAAGAAGACACUGUGUCUUAUAAACGUAUAAAAGUGUACGAAGUCAAUCGUCACAGGCAAGACUGCUCCUCCGCGUUCGUCUCACCUAGGGGUUGCUACUGGACAACCUCAAAUAAACAGAGAAAAUACACGGACUUGCAUCGGACCAGUCUAUCGAUGUGAUCAUAAGAAAUCCUGCUACUUGCUCGCAGUACCACGUUCCCCUUAAUUCGAGAUUGUCCUUUCGACGUUGCCCAAGGAAAAUGGAGAACUCGAGCGGUCGUCGUUGCGCGAACGUGCUCUCUUGAAGCGGAAUUUUUCGCGUGGCUAUGGUUCGUCAGUGAAAAGAAGUCAGCGUAAUCUCCCCUUGAGACGAUUGGAUUGUCGUUUCGCAGCGAGGAGCGAGAGGCGAAGAUAACAGAGACGCGCAGAGCGGAGGGUACCAGUUUUCGAAAGGGGUGUAUCGACAACAGGCACUGAAAGAUCCGAAGGAGACCAGAUGCGCUUCAGACGCGCCCCAACUUUCAAAACAGAGAUGAGUUGAGGAUCGGCUACGAUGUUGUGUCGUUUUUCGGCCGUGGUGGCCUCCAUUUUGGUUCACCAGCUACACUUCCUGUGUGCCGCCGGUUCACUAGGUGCUAAGCCGUUUCCUGGACUGGAAAACCUGCCGAGGUCGUUCUGGCAUGAGCUUAGUUCGCCUUUUACCGAGGUAUACGACGUGGAGAGUUUCGCGACAGACACUGGCGGCACUCCUGAGCCCAGGCCCUUUUUCGAAGAUCCAGAGAGCAACAUUACCGUACAACUCGGUGCAGCCGUAUAUAUGCACUGUAGAGUACAAAAUCUGCAGGAUACUCUUAAGGUGUCCUGGGUCCGCAGACGCGGCGAAGAACUUCAUUUGCUCACUAUCGGCUUGGACACGUACGCGAGCGACUCCAGGUUCACGUUGGCCUUUGAGAAGCCCAAUGAUUGGCGAUUGCUUUUGCGCUCGGCGACCGAACGGGACGGCGGCCUCUACGAGUGUCAAGUCAGUGCCCAUCCCCCAUUAAUCAGAACUGUCCAUCUGACGGUGUCAGUGCCGCGGGUGGAGAUCGUCGACGAGCACGGUGCCACAGCCGGCGACAAAUUCUACAAAGCGGGUAGCACGAUAGAAUUGAAGUGUGUGGUCAGCAAUAUACCGCAGCCUACCGGAUACGUAACGUGGCGACACGGAUCUCGAACGCUGAAUUACGACACCACUCGCGGAGGAAUCAGCGUGAAGACGGACAUGGGCACCAGCGGCGCUACAUCCAGGCUCUAUAUAGCAAACGCGAACAAAAAGGACAGCGGGAACUAUAGCUGCGCUCUGGCGGAUGUCGCCGCGGCCACCACCGUCUCCGUCCACGUGUUAAAUGGCGAGAAUCCAGCGGCCAUGCAGCACGGCGGCAGCGGAGGGCUGAGAUCAGUCUUCGUCCUCAUCGUCCUCGCGACGCUCACCUCGUCGCUUUCGAGGUGACCGUGAUGACUCGAUUGUUCCGCGGGCCUGCAGUUCGAAUGGUGCUAACUUUCUUCAUCCACGCGGCCAGAUCUUGAAGCGAUGGCGACGAUCUGGCCCGUUUCAUCGAAGCCAGAAAACUCACCAGGAAACAGGAACGUUUUCCACGACGAAAACGGAAAACGUUGCGAAAUCGACGCCUCGUUUUUCCAAACACGAACGAAAAUCGCGACAGGAAGCGAGGCUCCCUCGUUGGAACCCUCGUUCCUCGCGCAACGUCAUCGACAGACUAUCUUUUCCCUUCUUUUUUGUGUUCUUUCCUUUUCACGGUACGAUGCUGACUGGAGCGUGAAAUUCCUCCGAGAACAACGAAGUUUCUUCUCUAUUGAGACCACUCGUGGAUCGUGUUUACAAGUGCUCGAUGCUCGAGGCCCAUUUUAUUAUGAGCCCGUUGCCAUAAGCGACACUUUCGCGCUUCCUAUGCGAAACGUCGAACGGGAGGAGGGCGACGGACGUUCGCCGUUGUUUGUACAGUCGAAUUGUUGGUAAUUGUUUGCAGCAACGCCCGACUUCAUCGGAUUCCACGGCAUCGGAAUUGAAUACGGUGCGUUGGUAAAUGUUUUGGUGGAGAGGAGUAGUUAUCGUCUCUAACUUUCAAGGUGGAAUUGUUAGAAACUUCUGUUCGUGUUCUAGCUAAUUAUGGUUAAGAGAAAGAAUGUACUUUUUUCAUAUUACUACAGUCUUGUUACGAGUUUCACAAUGGAUAAGUUUGAAGAGCUAUCAAGUAUCUCCAUGUGCAAACAUUAUUUGCAUAUCCUGCAAAGUUUCUUGAAUUAAUUUGACCCUCCCCGAUAACCCCAAUUAUAAUACGUUUGGCUAUUGAAUAAAGUUCUGGCACCACUGAGAUGUAUUUAUAAUUCAAUAUAAAUUCAAAGAGAAAUUUGAAUAAUUUAGCGAGAAUAACAAUCGAAUUUCAUUAAUAUUAUUAGUUGAAAAGGAGUACCUCUAUUUCAAGUUUAACAGGAAAGAUACCUCUUUAACUGUGAGAAAGUACACACAGGAUUGCUAGUUCCAAUAAAUAUACAUAUUUCUAUUUUUUCUAACAACUCUACCUUGAAAACUAAAGGUGACGAACGAGUAGUCGUUGCUUCAAACGCUCCCGAACACCCUUCAAAUGCUUCUCAAUCGCUGAAGUCGAGGUGGGCGCUAUUGUAAAUAAUUAUCGAGUCGUUCGAUUGCGUCGGAGCCCUCGCGGAGCCCUCGAAGAGUGAAGUUUCGGAAGAAGCCGGCUGCAACCGAACUUCCAUUGAGCAGAUUAACAUAUCAGUCGAUUUCUGAGGUCAGAAAUCGCGGAUUUUCCUGUUCGCUGUUACCCCGGGACGAGGAGCACUUUGCCGGCUCGAGCACUCCCGCGAGAAGAGGAGUGUCCUCGAGAAUUAGAAAGCUUUCGUCGCGGUUGUUGACGUAAUUGAGGCGCGUUCAGUCGAACGAGACGUUUUCCUUUGUAGCGCCACGGACUCUGACUACCGAAUACUCGACGAGUAUUGUUUACCCGAACCCAACAGCCUUCGAGCGAGCCGCGAAAGGGAAAUUACGAAAGUUAUUCGUAAUCGAAGCAACUUUCGCGUCUUUGGAAGUAGUAACGACCACGAACUGGACGAAGCUGUUUCGUCGAGGAAAUGAUUAAUCCUGACGGGACACGGAUCUGUUCUUGAGGAGAGAGAAAUCAGAACUGGGGAAAUAAAGUGGAGGAUUCAAAGAAACUUGGUUAGCCAAGUGAUCUAUAAAUGCGUCACGGCUCAGACUGAGCACGAUGCUGAGGCUAUGUUAAUAGGUAGACAAGAUUUUUCAAAGAGAAAUUUCUCGAGGGAAAGUGCUAGACCAAUAGACUUCUUGAUCGAAAGGUAAUCAUGAUGUUUGGGUUUAUGGGUGUUCUGUCAUUUUUUUGAGAGUAGAAGUCUGGGGACAGUGUUAUCUUGUAUUGGAGAGAGACUUUUAUUUGCUUAGUUAAUUUACAUCAUUUUAGUGCAUCGUGUGCGUAUGGCUACUAAUUGGAUCCUUAUAUAAGGUGUUCUGCAAUGAAUGGUGCAACCAGCAAGGAGGGCCUAAAACGAUUGAACAGUGUAAUUACUUUUUCUUAACGGAUCAAUACUUCAUAUCAAUAUUAUUCAAGGUAUAGAGAAUUCACACCUCAACUAUUUUAUUUUUCAUUCUAAAAGGAGUAAAAGUUCCAAAGUGAUUUAACAACUCGCAUCCCCCUUCCCCCAUUUACUUACCGUACUCACCGUGCGAGCUAAUGGCGGUUCCAGUGUGUAUCGACGGAAAACACCAACCAAUGAACCGCAUAGUGCGUCUACAUUUUACAUCAGGCUCGGUUCGGAAAGCGAGCAACAUCGUGCGAUACCAUCAGCGCUCAUGAAUAGCGCCGGAACGACGAACUUUAAAGGCGCUGCGCGGCACGCUGUUGCAAACUUGAAACCGUCGUAUAAUAGCCGUGCACAGGGUGGCAGAAAAUUAUCACUCGCGAUUUAUAAAGUGCUCCCGUUCCUGGACUGCCCCGGAGCGCUCAACCGGGCAGACAAUGAUCGCUCAUAAAGUAUCGAAUCACUUCCUGGCCCCUGUGUUUAUCGCGUGUCGUUAUGCAAAUUUGCGUUCGCUACGCCGCUAUAAAUUUGACACUUUGAUUACCAGACCGUUUCGGUGGACAAUCAUUUUUCCAUUGGACACCGACCUCGCCCCUCCAACUUUUCCAAAUGCGUCUGCAUAAACGACGGAUACACGCGAUCGGUCUGUCCAAUUCGCAUCCACCUACCCUAUGACGUACAAUCGCGCGUGUUAAUCGGUUUUCGCCCUUCGGUGGAUUUGAUUUUUUUUUCUCCUCCCUUCUCGUCUCGUUUUAUCCUCUUUCCCCUCUCUCUAUUUUUUUUUUUUUUUUGUUCGUUCGACGGAAAAGGACAACGCGAAUCACACCGGUAUCCCGAUCCCAUCGACCUAAUCGGGAUAGGUUGAUGAAUUUCCGCGGCGAUCGUGAAUCUGGAAAGACCUUUCGAUAUCGAGCCUGGCACGGAUUUUCCCCGACAGCGAUCGCUUUUGAUUAAUCGGCCCUCGCCGAUGGUUUAUUUACCGUGCUUGAUUUCUAUUUGCGAUGCAUUUUUAUGAGGCGUUUAACAAUAUUUCCACCGCUGUUUCGCAUAGAUCUGUUUCGAACGAAAGGUGUCUUUCGCAGCUUCGCAUUUGGGGAAUAAUUUUCUGUUGAAGACUGGUGGAAGAUCAAUUUUAUUUAUACAAGUACAGAUUGCGUUCUUACGUUCGUUUUACUUGUUGAUAUUUAGUUCGGAAUGGGUCCCAUUAAAAAAGUCGACUAUCUUAAAUUUAUAAAGAUCAAUGAAUAAUAAGGAUGAAAAGUUCUUGCUGUUACUUAACUUCACCUCUUCAUCUACCCUGUUAUGGGUUGAAAAUAAAAUUACUGCACAACUGAACCGAACCCCACGAGUAUAAAAGAUUUCCAGCCUGUUGUUUGUCUAUCAUUUAACGUCACAAAAAAUUCAUCCGACGAUCGCCAAAAAAAAUUGAAAUUUCGUUCCAGUCCCAUUUAAUUUGACGUAACAGCCAUCUAUUUAAUCAUUUCGAGCGCGGAGAGAAUAAAUCGAGCGGUGCAAACAAACGCGAGAAAUAGUUUUUAAUUUUUCCCGUAUCGCGUUCGUGUUGCGAGAAUUUCUUCUCGCGGAAAAUGAAUACCAUCGAAAUGAUGAAAUCGAAAUAACGAAGAGGCGCCACUACUGAAAAAUUACGGUCCAUGUUUUGGAUUACAUAUCGCGGUUCUUUGUUUGCCGAACUCUUAUAGAAGCUUCAAUCAACCAGCUGUGCACAAAUAGCGCUGAAAAAUGGACAAAGGCGGCCGCUGUUGCACACAAUGCUUCAAACAUAAUAAAAAAAAAAAAAUUUCGUUCAAAUGUACGGGAUAGCGGCAAAGGCUAUACUGAAAAUUGAUUGGGAAAACAAAUGGAAAAAUCAGCGACGACACAUAUUUUAAAAAGGAAGCGAAAUCAAACUCUAGCAUCGAAAAACUAUAGUAGUUGUUAUAUACGACUCUUUUAACGAAUUGAUCGUCACGUCACCCAGAAACGGGUGACAGGACUUUUGCAUUAAAGAAGUAAGUAAAUUAAUUCCGAAGAUGAGACAGAAAUAAAAAUAAAUCUAGAAAGAUUUGUGGAUUUACCGACGUUGCACCAUUAUAAAUAAAACUCACUCUUGUAUUAUAUUUUUUUAAUUUUCUAUAUCUCAUACAAAAAUAUCAAAUUUUCAAUACCUGCUUCUAAUACCAACAAAUUAUUUUCCCUUUGGAUGCAAUAUGUAUUCACACUGAUCGAGACAAAUAAAUUUCAUAUGUACUACAAUAUAAGUAGAUUCCAUCCAGCAAGAAUGAUCCAUCCGACCUGUAGUUGUUCCCCGAGGAUCGUUCGAUGCAAAUGUGCGACGAUGAGGCGAACGGAACGAAAUUUUCCACGUAAUGCCCGUAAGAAUCGAUUGCGGGAUGAAAAUCAGCGUUAGAUUCGAUUCGGGAACGGUUAAACGGGUCAUGACAAUGACGUAGGGGUUGUUCGGCGUAAAUCAGCGGGUCGUGGCCGCGGGGGUAACCGGCCGCCGGUUGUAUAAUACGAUAAUUUAGCUUGAGCAUUAUUGUAUGGCCUGGUGCAAAAUAUUUCAGCGAGGCACGCGCGUGCACGCGAACCGCUGCACAAAAACCACAUCCGUGUAACCGAUGCCCGUGAUAAAUUUAAUUAUCACCUGGACCGUGUCCGGGACACUUUUCAGCCUCGGAACCCCGUAUCCCCGAGCCGUCCAGGAAAUCAAAUUCUCCUCGGUCCUUUUGUUCCCUUUGUCUCGUUCGUUCCCUAUUCUCUGUUUUGCCACCGUCACCUUUUGUUCGUUUUUCACAGAUCUUGCGCCCCACCCCCGACUU
This is a messenger RNA of Hylaeus anthracinus, 7468 nucleotides long. RefSeq names its product peroxidasin-like. The record is from RefSeq and is a predicted model, not a curated record. Bases 1591 to 2526 code for a protein of 311 amino acids. Gene Ontology annotation, cellular component: neuron projection membrane. NCBI's taxonomy places the organism in Eukaryota, Metazoa, Arthropoda, Insecta, Hymenoptera, Colletidae. The transcript has 9 exons. Gene Ontology annotation, biological process: synapse organization.